UAGCCUUUUCUUCUUUAUUUUACUAUGAGCACCGAGCAAACUCCUAUUUUAUACGGUUAUUUCAGAUCUUCUGCUAGUUGGCGUGUUCGUAUCGCCUUGGAAUGGAAAGGCAUCAAGUAUGACUUGCAGCCGAUUGAUUUGUUGCAUGGACAAAACAAAACAGAGGAAUUUCGUAAAGUCAAUCCUACUCAAAAAAUACCUGCUUUUGUAACAAAGGAUGGUAAAAUCCUUACUCAAAGUCAGGCUAUUAUUGAAUACCUUGAAGAGACUUAUCCAGACCGUCCAAUGUUGCCUCAGUGCGCCACAAAGAGAGCCGAGGUUCGCGAGAUUUGUCAAAUCAUUGCUUGCGAUAUUCAUCCUAUCCAGAACUUGGGCGUGAUUAAACGUAUUGAAGAAAUCAGUUCCAUGAAAAAGGAAGAGUGGGCUAAGAUCAGUGUUACUAUGGGCCUUAAAGGGCUAGAAGAGAGGCUCCAACGUGUUUCAGGCACUUACACAGUCGGCGAUUCAAUUACAAUGGCCGAUUUCUUCUUGUGUUCGAUCGUAGGCAAUGCUAAUCGAUGGGGUGUUGAAAUGAAUCAGUUCCCUAUCAUUACUCGUAUCAAUAACACCUUGAUGACUUUGCCUGAAUUUAUUACUGCGUCUCCUUUCAAGCAGCCAGACUGUCCUGAAGAAUUGAGAAAAUAAAAUUUAUGCAUAAAAGUCACGUAA
Molecule: messenger RNA, 708 nt
Organism: Gilbertella persicaria
Lineage: Eukaryota; Fungi; Mucoromycota; Mucoromycetes; Mucorales; Choanephoraceae
Product: maleylacetoacetate isomerase
Exons: 5
Coding region: 25-684 (219 amino acids)
Biological process (GO): glutathione metabolic process; L-phenylalanine catabolic process
Cellular component (GO): cytoplasm
Molecular function (GO): maleylacetoacetate isomerase activity; glutathione transferase activity
Source: RefSeq, a predicted model, not a curated record